ACCUCUAUUGAAGUAUCCUUGUCUUUGAAAGUGAAAGACCAAACAUAUGCAUCUCUUCUCUACUCCUUUUCAGUAUCUUCCUCACCUCCCAAAGUCGAAGAGAAGCAGUAUCUUCCUGAGAUGGAUUGGUGGGUUCUUGGUCUUUUGUUGGGUUUGGUGGCUUUGGGUACUGUUGAUGGAUACCCAAAUGAGGAUCUUGUUUUGAGGUUGCCAGGGCAGCCAAAGGUGGAUUUCCGGCAAUUUGCUGGGUAUGUGGAUGUGAACAAAAAAUCGGGGAGGAGCCUCUUUUACUACUUUGCAGAAGCAGAUGGGGAUGCGGAGAACAAGCCCCUCACUCUCUGGUUGAACGGAGGCCCAGGUUGUUCUUCAAUUGGCGGGGGUGCGUUUACAGAACUGGGCCCAUUUUUUCCUAGAGGUGACGGUCGCAGCCUUCGAAGAAAUCCAAGAUCAUGGAAUAAAGUAUCAAAUCUCCUUUUUGUGGAAUCUCCUGCUGGAGUAGGCUGGUCUUACUCAAAUACAUCCUCAGAUUAUACGUGUGGAGAUUCAUCUACUGCAAAUGACAUGCUUGAAUUCUUGAUGGGAUGGUAUGAGAAGUUUCACGAGUUCAAAUCCCGAGACUUGUUUCUAACUGGAGAAAGCUAUGCAGGGCACUACAUACCACAACUGGCAAUUGUUCUGCUGAACCACAAUAAGCAUUCAAUGGGUUUCAAGUUCAAGAUCAAAGGAGUAGCUAUCGGAAAUCCACUUCUCAAUCCCAAGAUAGAUUUCCAGGAAAGAUACAGGUUCUUUUGGUCGAAUGGGAUGAUAUCUGAUGAACUCAGUCUCUCCAUCAUGAGUCAUUGCGAUUUUGAUCAUCUUGUCUUCAGUGAUCCUUACAACGUGACGAUUGAGUGCUAUGAAGCGAUUGCUGAUGUGGAUCAGAUGGUUAGCCAUUAUGUAAACCGAUACAAUGUAAUCCUUGAUAUCUGUUACCCAUCGAUCGUGGAGCAAGAGUUUCGGUUGCGGAAAUUCGCUACUAAGAUGAGCAUUGGGGUGGAUGUGUGCAUGACUCGAGAAAGAGAUUUCUAUUUCAACCUUCCGGAAGUUCAGCACGCUCUUCAUGCAAACCGGACUAAUUUACUGUAUAAAUGGGUGCACUGCACUGAUUUAUUGAAUUAUAAUCAAACAGAUGGUGACGCCAUCAUGGUUCCCUUCCUCAAGAGGAUAAUUCAACAUGGGAUACCUGUUUGGAUAUACAGCGGGGACCAAGAUUCUGUCAUACCCGUCACUGGCUCUCGAAGAAUCAUCCGCGAACUAGCUCAUGAUCUGAACUUCAAAAUAACAGUACCAUAUGGUGUUUGGUUCCACAAAGGGCAGGUGGGCGGAUGGGCAACUGAGUAUGGGAAUUUGCUGACCUUCGCAACUGUCAGAGGUGCGGGUCAUAUGGUACCAUAUGCACAGCCAGGAAGAGCAUUGCUUCUGUUCAAGUCGUUUAUAUCCGGUAAGAGAUUGCCAAACACAACCCAUCCUUCCAUAUAUUGAAAGAUGGAAAGGCCUUGGUUCAUCUUCAGAGUUACACGACAGUGGCGGUUUAGCAUUUUGUAUUUCAGAUGCGAAGUAGUAACAUAUUUCUUGUUUGGCCAAUCAUCGUUGCACCCGUCUGGUGGCGGAAUGGUUGGAGUAUUGUCAAAAUUUAAAUAAAUAAAAAACAUUUUUCUUCUUCCCUGGAGAAAUUUCAAAAUGUUGUUACAUUCCAAUCCACUUAAAUGUUGUCUUGAUUUCA
This is a messenger RNA of Magnolia sinica, 1762 nucleotides long. Its product is annotated as serine carboxypeptidase-like 42. The transcript has 10 exons. Gene Ontology annotation, molecular function: serine-type carboxypeptidase activity. Bases 121 to 1521 code for a protein of 466 amino acids. The record is from RefSeq and is a predicted model, not a curated record. Gene Ontology annotation, biological process: proteolysis. NCBI's taxonomy places the organism in Eukaryota, Viridiplantae, Streptophyta, Magnoliopsida, Magnoliales, Magnoliaceae.